AUGCAGACGCUGAGUGAAGCCCUUCUGCACAACAACAACCCUGCUCCUCCGCCGCCGCCUGCCGGGAAUCGGGAUGUGGGACGCUUAGUCUCGGGGCAUAGGCCGCUAGUUUUCGCCGGAGAGGAGGAUCCUGUGAUAAUCGAGGAGUGGAUCCGGUCCCUCGAUAAGAUCUUCACCGUUGUGGGUUGUCUUGAGGAUCGCCGCGUGGAGCUGGCUUCUUUCUACUUCAGUCACGAGGCUGAUCUCUGGUGGGUGCACGAGGGACCCGCGUGCCAAAAAGAGCCUGGUUUCGACUGGUCAGCCCUGAAGGACAAGAUGAGGGAGAGGUUCUAUCCAUCUCACGUCCGAGCCGCCAUGUACGAGGAGUUCUUACAUCUUCAGCAGGGGUCGUCAUCCUUGGUGGAGUACCACAAGCGUUUCCUUGAGCUCGCUCGUUUUGCUCGGAUGCUGGUUCCCACCGAGCUAGCAAAAGUGGAGAAGUUUGUGGCGAGGCUCAACUAUGAAGCCCGGAAGGCGUUAACUGUGAGCAAGCCUAGGACGCUGAAUGAGGCUUAUCUGAGCGCGACCGAUCUGUAUCGAGUGCAACAGCUGCAGCGAGGGUCGUUUGAGUUCGCCAAGAAGAGAAAUGAAGGAAAUGGGUCCCACAGUUUCAAGAAGCCGAGACAAGAUUUUAAAGCUAGACCUGCGCCUCCUCCGUCGCAAGGAUCAACUCGGGUCGAGAGUAGAGCUCAAGGGAGGACUUCUGGAUGCAAGAGAUGUGGGAAAGACCAUGUUGGGAAGGAUUGCCAAGGGAACGUGCUUCGGUGUUUCAAGUGCGGGGAAAUGGGUCACAAAGCUUUCGAGUGCCCUCCCCAAGCUAAUCAGAGAGCCUUACCAUCCAAUGCGAGACCUAGUGGACCUUCGGGAGGGAGCUCCGGGCAAGGUGUGGCAGGGACAAGGCCUUCGGGCAGAGUGUUCGUGAUGGGCCGGUCGCAGGCCGAGACUGAGGGUUUGAUGGAGGAAGAAUCGGCAAGUAACCUUUCUUAA
Molecule: messenger RNA, 1026 nt
Organism: Ipomoea nil (Japanese morning glory)
Lineage: Eukaryota; Viridiplantae; Streptophyta; Magnoliopsida; Solanales; Convolvulaceae
Exons: 1
Coding region: 1-1026 (341 amino acids)
Molecular function (GO): nucleic acid binding; zinc ion binding
Source: RefSeq, a predicted model, not a curated record